UCUCUCUACAAUAAACAAUUCCAAUAUGGCUCUUGAUCGGUCUUUGAAUUGUAGCGCCGUCGUGGGGUCGUGGAAGAAAUCAUCGAGGCGAUCGAAGCGAUGGUGUCAGUUAAAACUCGGAGCCGACGAGAUUUUGGCCGCCCAAGGUCUCGUCAUGCUCGCCAGAAGCGGCGGCGGUCCUUACCCAUCUCCCCCCGCCGCCAAUCACCUGAUCACUGGAGAAGCCAAACACGGUGGUAACAAGCCUGCCAUCUCCGCCGCCGCUUCACUCGACUUCAAGAUAUCUCAAGAAUGGGUCCCUACUACGCCGUGCCCGCCGCCGGCCGUGCCCAAAUCGUACAGGAGUUGCGCCGACUCCGGUAAGGGUUUCAAUUCAUACCAGGCGCUCGACAGAAACCCUGACGCCGUCAUCCCCGCCAUCCCCGCCGCCGCAAUCGAAAGAAACCCAUACGCCGUCAUCCCCGCCGCCGCAAUCGAAAGAAACCCAUACGCCGUCAUCCCCGCCGUCGCCGCCGCGUCCACCAGAUGCACCUCCGGCAUGAAUCGGAGUGGUAAUAAGCUUCACGAGUGCGAAAUCUGCCACAAAACCUUCACAUCGGGACAGGCUCUCGGCGGCCAUAAGCGCAAGCACUAUGAAGGCGUCAUCGGCGCCGGUUCUAAAAAGAGCCGGAAAACCUCCUCAAACGGCGGCGCAGCCACCCAAAAGAUGAUCCGGGAUUUUGACUUGAACCUGCCGCCGCCGCCUGAUGAUCAAGAUUUCAAGUUUUAAUGAAUUGAACAAGAAGUGGAAAGUGCUGUGCCGCCACCUUUAUACGUAUGAAAAAUAUCUUUAAAAUAUUUUUCUGGAGUGUUUGUUUAUUGUUCCAUAUUAUUUAGGAUUCUGUGUAUACUUUUAUACAUUCAUUUAAAUUCAAUGAAUUAUUUUUUCAAUGCCUAUUUUCAUAUUCUUUAUCGUUCUUGAAUUUAGUUUUUUUUUUAAUACCAAAAGUAAAAUUUUAU
Messenger RNA from Erythranthe guttata (spotted monkey flower), 999 nucleotides. The record is from RefSeq and is a predicted model, not a curated record. Lineage: Eukaryota; Viridiplantae; Streptophyta; Magnoliopsida; Lamiales; Phrymaceae.